AUCGUACGGAUCGCAGAAGAUUUAGGUCAACAAUUGCCCUACUUGAAUACGCUCAUUCUGACGAGUAAUGGAUUUUCGGAGCUUCGUGAAUUGGAUCCGUUGGCCACAUGUGACAAAUUGUCCUUUCUCACUCUGACUCAUUGUCCCGUGACCAUGCGCGCGAACUAUCGUUUGUAUGUGAUCAGUCUGUUACCCGCGGUAAGUCAGUCACCUUAUUUGUUGUUUUGUUAUACAACCCGUUCUUUCUUCCGAUUCCCUGUGUUCUAUCCGGGUUGA
Echinostoma caproni is the source of this 276-nucleotide messenger RNA. The record is from the annotation of a GenBank genome assembly. Lineage: Eukaryota; Metazoa; Platyhelminthes; Trematoda; Plagiorchiida; Echinostomatidae.